AUGUUCAGUGAUGAGUUUCUGCCCGAUCCUUGUCAAGAAUAUGACUCACCUCUCUCCUCCAUAUGCAGUGAUGAGUUCGAAAGCCUUGAGGAGUUUUACAAUGUCGACCAGGCCGAGACAACAUUGGAAUACUCUGAGGUGGCAGCCGACGGUAUUAAUCCGAUUCACUUCGAUGUCUGUUCACAGGCACGACUGGAUCAUCUGGGUGAGAUGAUUGACCCACAACUUCAAGACACAUACAACACAGCUUCGGCAGCAAGUGAGCAAGGCAACGAGGAUGGCAAAGCUGACUCAGGGGCUGGACCGGAGCACGAGAAUUUGACAGUAUCAGGUGCGCUUCUCGGAGACCAAGGUACGACACAAGAACCAGUCGCUAUUGACAAGGCGGACAAUAUCUGGACUGUCGAGACCAUACUUGCUGUUUGGCCGAAGAAAGAUGGCACGGUCCGAUACCUGGUAAAGUGGGAAGGCUUUCCGCACAAUAAGAAUACGUGGGAGCCGCCGGAAAACCUGAGCGACAUCGAUAUUCAGUUAUUCAAGGCGAGCUAUACAGGCAACCAGUUCGUUGAAGUGCUCAAAGAAAAGAAGGGACCUCACACCAUCGAAUAUCUCGUCAGGUGGACAGCGCAAUGGGAUGGUGCACGGUCUGCCACGAAAUCUACUUGGCUGGAGAGACCUCAUGUGAGCGCUAAGAAAGUCAAGGAGUAUCAGGUCAAGAAAGCUUCGAGCGGGCAAAAGAAGACUCGAAGAAAACGUGCUUAG
This is a messenger RNA of Phaeoacremonium minimum UCRPA7, 762 nucleotides long. RefSeq lists its product as hypothetical. The record is from RefSeq and is a predicted model, not a curated record. Gene Ontology annotation, cellular component: pericentric heterochromatin. Gene Ontology annotation, molecular function: chromatin binding. NCBI's taxonomy places the organism in Eukaryota, Fungi, Ascomycota, Sordariomycetes, Togniniales, Togniniaceae. Gene Ontology annotation, biological process: negative regulation of transcription by RNA polymerase II; chromatin organization. Bases 1 to 762 code for a protein of 253 amino acids. The transcript has a single exon.